UCCCCGCCCGGCGUUUUCCCGUUUCCACCGUGCAAUGACGUUUCGCUAUUAGGCGCAGAUGGACGUAUGGUGAUCGCGCGUGCGUGGAUUUCAGUGCGAGCCGAAUCGCGUAAUGAAUAAAUGAUACAGACAUUGCUUUUUCAGUAGUGCUGUGCUGUGUAUGACUGACGUUUUAGAUGGGGUUUGAUAAAUAGACGUUGCUAUGACGAUGCUUGCUAUGGCACGAGGUUCUGACGAGAGAAGAGAAGACGAUAUAGAGGCAGAAGGAGAAGCGAACGGCGAGGUGGAUGUUGUUGGGGUCGAAGAGGCCGCGCCUGUGGAUCUUACGAGACGUUUGGGGUUAACAAGGCCCCCUGAAAGGCCUGCAAUAGCAUUUUCUGUAGAAAAUAUAUUAGAUCCGACCAAGUUCACAGGUCGAUCUGAGGUUCCUUUGAGAUACGACGAGACAUAUUGGAGACCGCAUUAUGAUAGGGACGACAGUGAUUCUGUCAAAGACCACCUACAAUCCGACAUCGAAGCCGACGAUGUCGAGACGGACGACCAGACAUCCACCAUGGAUGAUGACAUCCUCACCCAAUCAGACCUUGACGAGAACGGAGACCCGAAGAGUCCUAGCAGUUCCAAAAAGGGCAAAAGUUCUCGUGACUCAAAGGGUGGUACUAAACCACGGCGAGCAAGAACAGCGUUUACCUAUGAGCAGCUGGUUUCUUUGGAGAAUAAGUUUAAGACGACAAGAUAUUUGUCGGUGUGCGAAAGGCUUAAUCUUGCUUUAAGCCUUAGUUUGACGGAAACACAGGUCAAAAUAUGGUUUCAAAACCGACGCACAAAGUGGAAAAAGCAAAACCCUGGUAUGGACGUCAACAGCCCCACAGUUCCACCCCCGGCAGGAGGGUUCCCGUCAGGGCCCUAUCCAGGAGGCCUUCUCUACUCCCACGGCGUGCCCUAUCCCUUCACAGGUCCGGGCCCCUACGCGCCAUAUUUCCACCACCUGGCUGCGAACCACCACCACUCUCACGGAUCCUUGGGUCAUUCCCACACGUGAUUAUGGCAGCGGCCAGGGUCCCAGGACCCGAGGGUCGAGAAGGAAACCGAAUGUGGACUAUCAAAUUGAACUCAAGGAAAUUUGAAAAUGUGAAUAGACGUUUUACAGUUCGCGCCUUGAUAUGACGAAUGUGAUGCCAAUACUGCAAAUUUUAGUAAUUGGGUCAUAAUUCAAAGCAUUUGUAGCGAACAACUGGGUUGUAGGAUUUGUAUGAACAGCCUAAUAUAUGUUUUUACUUUUAUUUUGACUUAUGGCAUAUGCUGUUCGUAAUUGUAUUGGUGAUUACGUUUAUUAGAUGUCGUUCAGUUAAAGAUGACCUUGUAAGAAACCAAAAAUGUGAAUUUAAUUAAAAUGUUUAUUUAGUGCAAUUUAGCGUAAGUGAAUUAUGAAUCGGAUGUGAUAUGGUAACAUAAGAUUUGUAAUUAAGAUUUCAUUUUGUAGUUUACGACGAUAAUAUAUCAAAUAUCAUAUGUAUGAUUCCGUAAUAUGGCUUAUUGAAAGUAUUAUAUUCAUGAAUGCAGCUGCAAAAAUUAUUUACCGUCCAUAUUGCAAGCAUUACCAGUGAUUGAAAUGUAUUGAAAUAAAAAGUUACUUUAAUCAAAUGUACCUUUUUAUAUUUAAGCUCAGUGUAAAUUAUGUCAUAUAAGCAAUGUUCUGAGCAUCUACAAUUAGCUUUGUUCGAAUAUAAUAAACGCAUCAUGUACGGAAGACAACGCUACAAUAAUAUUUUAGAUACUUGCUAAUCUAUAUAUCUAUAUGCUAAUGGCACUAAAACCUGGUCUGGCUUCAGAUUUCUGUAUCUGUCUGAUAGGCAAGUAGGUGAUCAAAAUUCUAGUGUCAAGUGCCUAACACAUCGACUUUUUGGGUCUAAAGCCGGUUUCCUCACACUGUUUUCCUUUACCGUACGAGCGAGUGCAAAAUGCACACAAAGACAGAAAGUCCAGUCGGAAAUCGAACCUACAACCUCGGAAAGAGAGUCGUACUUCGAAGCCAUAUUUGUAAAUUAAAACAAAAGAACAACUCAUUCAGAACUCUAUAAACAGAGGAUUCUUGAAUAUUGCGAUCUGAUUGUUUAAUUUAAAUAUUAAUUAGAUUAUCACCAUUGUUAUCUUGUCUCAUUUUUUCAAACGUCAAAACGUUGCAUCUGGUCCUCAUCCUGGUUGCUUCAUGAUUACCUCAACAUUAUCUUUCCAACAAAUGUAUAUCUUACCAUUGUGUGUCAAAUUUGGUUACGUUUGUCCAAACUUGGCUGAUGCCUUGCGGUACUUUGACGAAUGCUUUUCGACAGACUCGUAUUUGUAAAUUCAAUAAGAAAUAUCAUUCAAUAACAAACAAUGUAUAUCUUGAAAAGAGGUGCGCAAAAGCCUUUCUUAAUUUACCUUCAUUCGCGAUCUUGCGCAAUCUUGCCAAGUAGAGAUACCGUUAAUACGUAUCAUUUCUAAAACAUUGUUAAUUUUGUUGUAACCAAAGUCAAAGAAUCUCUUAACGCAAGCUCACCACGUAAUCUAGCGAUUCCGAUUGUAAUUUUAAGUCUUCUACGUUCUACGAAGGUUCUUUCUACGGAUGUGCCAAAGUUAGUUUAAUGUUACAAUCUGAAAUGGCUAUUGUAAUGUCGUGGUAAGCUUGCUGAUAUAUUUUGUAAAUAGUAAUUUUAAUUAAUAUUGUAAGGUUUUUUCUCAAAUUCUAUGUAUAGUGUGUAAAUAAUUAUUGUAUCCUAUGCCUAUUUUAAUUUAAGUUAUACAAGUGGAUGCUCAAUGCUGUAAAUAUUAGCCAGUGAAGAUAAUAUAAGGUCGAUGUUGAUAUUAAAUAGUUUCCAAGUU
Pieris rapae (cabbage white) is the source of this 2862-nucleotide messenger RNA. It is a transcript of the gene slou, whose product is annotated as homeobox protein slou. Gene Ontology annotation, biological process: cell differentiation; regulation of transcription by RNA polymerase II. The record is from RefSeq and is a predicted model, not a curated record. Gene Ontology annotation, cellular component: nucleus. Gene Ontology annotation, molecular function: DNA-binding transcription factor activity, RNA polymerase II-specific; RNA polymerase II cis-regulatory region sequence-specific DNA binding. Lineage: Eukaryota; Metazoa; Arthropoda; Insecta; Lepidoptera; Pieridae. Bases 203 to 1042 code for a protein of 279 amino acids. The transcript is spliced from 3 exons.